ACCUUGAUAGUGGGUCGGUGUGCACGUCGCAGCGAGAGUGCUGAGGAGUAUCUGCUAAUCUUUGUGGAUAAUAACCGCGUGGAUAUUUCUGGAGACGAUGUGGAAAUGCUGAAAUGAGAGGGUGAAAUGGUCUCAGUUCGUAAAGUGAGGAUUAUUUCCGCUGCCUGUUGGAUGAACACGAGCAGAAGCACGGCUCUGAGGAAACGCUGCUGCUGCAUUCAUAAACACUUCUUUAGGACUCACUACAACCCCUGAGCUUUGUUUUGGGGUCACUUAACGCAUUUACCUGUUGUGCACGCGGGCUGAAGAUGGCUGAUAAAGGUAAAAUAAACGUGGAGCACCUGGGUGGAGUUGUCAGGGUCCGAGAGGAACACGAGAAGGUGGUGAGAGACUGUGAGAGUCGGAUUCAGCACUGGAAGAAGGUGUCCGGCGACUAUGAAGCCCUGAAUGAGCGUCUUCAAACUCUGCCUGACCAGCUGUGUUAUGACAUCAUGGUGCCGUUCGGCCCUCUGGCCUUCAUGCCGGGUAAACUGGUGCACACCAACGAGGUCAUGGCGUUGCUCGGGGAUAAUUGGUUCGCCAAGUGCUCCGCCAAGCAGGCUCAGAAACUCGUCGAUCACAGGAUGAAAUAUGUGAAGAAAGAAAUAGACGAUCUGUCAAAGACCAUGAAAAACUUUGAAGCCAGGGUGGGUUUUGCGAAGGAUUUGGAAAAAAUGUCAGCUAAUAAAGGAGACUACGUGGACAUCAGAGAAGAGGAAGGAGACAACGACGCUACCCUCACCAAAGGAAAGCACAGAAUCGCUCACAAACCAAAGUCCAAGCCCAAAUUUGAAGUGGCGUGUGACCUGAAAGAGGAGGACGAGGAGGAUGAAGAGGAGGGCAGCGAUGGGCAGAGCAGAAAAGGCGUGCUGACGGAGGAGGAGCUGUGGGCCCGGCUGGACGAGCUGGAGAAACUGGAGGAGCUACAAGACGAGCAGGACAGGUUGUCAGACAACGCAGACAUAAACGGAGAGGACACGUCCUCGCUCUCCUCAGAGGAGGAGAAGGACCCAGAAGCUGCACCUCCCGUUAACGGUCUCAGCCUGAAACCCAGCUGGACGUUGGCCCCUCACAGUAAAGCUCCGCCCACUGUGGAGCGGAAGGAGGAGGAAGUGGAUGAGGACGAUGAAGAGGACAGCAGCUGUUUGCCCACCAUCUACUUCUCUCACACAGUCGAACCCAAGAAGGUGAGGAUCAACACGGGGAAAAACACGACUCUGAAGUUCAGUGAAAGGAAAGAACAGAAAGAGCAUUCGAAGAGGAAAAAGAAAAACGGACACAACAACGGACACUCCCAUCACGAACUUCACAAAAUCACCACACCUGCAGACAUCUACAGGUUGUUCGUGGACGUGAAGAACGGCGAGCCCAUCCCCAGGAAGUCCAUCCUGAAGUCCCGCAGCCGAGAGAACAGCGUGUGCAGCGACACCAGCGAGAGCAGCGCGGCAGACUUCGAGGAACGCCGGAUGAUUGGCCGCAGCUUCAGCCACGACGAGGCGACGCACAGCGACACCAGUGACGGCAUCACGGAGGAGGACAGUCCCACAGCGGUGCCCCUGCACCCCGCCAGCAGAUUUGAGGCCUUUUCAGGUACGGUGGUAGAAAAGGACCCGAUGCCUUCCGCUGUCCCUCACCUCACCAUCGUCCCUCCGGCUCUGCCGACCAUCCUGGAGAGGAAACAGGAAGAGGUGGUGCCCGACGUGGCCCCGCCUGAACAAGCCCCGAAAAGGGUGUCCAAGUUUAAAGCUGCCCGGCUGCAGCAGAGAUGACUGAACAAACACAUUUCACUUCUUCUUUCUCUCUAAGGUUUUUUUUUUUUUCUCUAACUGAUAAACCGGACGACCCCUCCUCUCCUCUCCUCUCCUCUCCUCUCCUCUCCUCUCCUCUCCUCCCCUUCCUUCCCCUCCCCU
This is a messenger RNA of Cheilinus undulatus (humphead wrasse), 1949 nucleotides long. RefSeq names its product URI1 prefoldin like chaperone (gene uri1). Bases 309 to 1808 code for a protein of 499 amino acids. The transcript has 11 exons. Lineage: Eukaryota; Metazoa; Chordata; Actinopteri; Labriformes; Labridae. The record is from RefSeq and is a predicted model, not a curated record. Gene Ontology annotation, biological process: negative regulation of transcription by RNA polymerase II; negative regulation of phosphatase activity. Gene Ontology annotation, molecular function: transcription corepressor activity; chromatin binding; phosphatase inhibitor activity.